This is a messenger RNA of Lactuca virosa, 1338 nucleotides long. Lineage: Eukaryota; Viridiplantae; Streptophyta; Magnoliopsida; Asterales; Asteraceae. The record is from the annotation of a GenBank genome assembly.
CAAAACAUCUGUACCCAUUUCACAUUCCGCCUUUUUCUCUUCUGAAUACUCUCCUCCGCCGCCGCCAUGCUUCGUCUAGCAGCCAAUCUCGCCACAAAAUCAAGGAUCGCUAGAAACAAUGCUCAGAAGGUUAGCUCGAAUUUAAGCUGGAGCCGAAACUACGCCGCCAAAGAAAUUAGAUUUGGAGCUUUGAUGCUUAGAGGUGUUGAAGAGCUUGCCGAUGCCGUCAAAGUCACAAUGGGUCCUAAGGGACGUAAUGUUGUCAUUGAACAAAGUUAUGGGGCUCCCAAGGUGACAAAGGACGGUGUCACUGUGGCAAAGAGUAUUGAGUUUAAAGACAGGGUGAAAAAUGUGGGUGCUAGCCUUGUCAAGCAGGUUGCUAAUGCCACCAAUGAUGCAGCUGGUGAUGGUACCACCUGCGCAACAGUUCUUACCCGUGCAAUUUAUUCAGAAGGCUGCAAGUCAGUUGCAGCUGGAAUGAAUGCCAUAGAUCUUAGACGUGGGAUCACAAUGGCUGUUGAUUCAGUUGUCACAAACUUGAAGAGCAGAGCUAGGAUGAUCAGUACAUCUGAAGAAAUAGCACAGGUUGGGACUAUAUCAGCAAAUGGAGAAAGGGAGAUUGGUGAACUUAUUGCCAAGGCUAUGGAGAAAGUUGGCAAAGAAGGUGUCAUCACCAUUUCUGAUGGCAAAACACUUUACAAUGAAUUGGAAGUGGUUGAGGGAAUGAAGUUGGAUAGAGGCUAUAUAUCACCUUACUUCAUCACCAAUACAAAGAAUCAAAAAUGCGAAUUAGAUGACCCUUUGAUUUUAAUACAUGAGAUAAAAAUCUCCAGUUUAAACGGCAUAGUCAAAGUUCUAGAAUUGGCUCUGAAGAAUCAAAGAUCACUGCUGAUUGUUGCUGAAGAUAUUGAGAGUGAGGCAUUAGCCACUCUCAUUCUUAACAAACUCCGUGCUGGUAUCAAGGUCUGUGCCAUUAAAGCCCCUGGUUUUGGAGAGAACUGAAAGUCAAUUUUGAUCAGAAGAUUGGUGUUCAAAUAACUCAAAAUGCUCUCAAGGAGUGGAGGGUGCAGUUGUUGUUGGGAAACUAUUGGAGCAAGAUAACCCCGACCUUGGAUAUGAUGCUGCUGCUAAAGGUUCUCUUUCUUUUUCUUUUUGUUAAGAAGAAAAAUAGCAAGCAUGGGUGAGGGUGACUAUUGAAGGAAGAAGGGGUAAAAUCUCAUAUAAUUAUAAUAUAUAUAAUAUAUGGUGAAGGUGAAGGUGAAUUGGUGAGCAUUUAUCAAACUGUACAAGUAAAUGAAUUGAAUUAGAUCAGAUUGAGAUCACUGAUUUGAGCGAGGG